Pezoporus occidentalis (night parrot) is the source of this 3159-nucleotide messenger RNA. RefSeq names its product serine protease 56 (gene PRSS56). The coding region runs from base 393 to 2816 and encodes 807 amino acids. Gene Ontology annotation, molecular function: serine-type endopeptidase activity. The transcript has 17 exons. The record is from RefSeq and is a predicted model, not a curated record. Gene Ontology annotation, biological process: proteolysis. Lineage: Eukaryota; Metazoa; Chordata; Aves; Psittaciformes; Psittacidae.
GCCCGGCCCCCCGUGCCCGCAGCCGCCGGUGCGUUCCCACUCGCCCGCUGCCGCCCCCCCCACGAGGCCCGCAGGAGGGACGGUAGCGCGGCCGGGGCUUGGCGUGAAAAUGAUCAAGGGCCUCGGGCAGCGCCGGAGCGCAGCGCCCGUCUGAUGCUGCCCGCCCGGAGGCCCCGUCGAACAAAGGCGGCAUUGAGGCCCCGGCUGCGCCCCCCCCGCGCCCCCCGCCCCGAGCUGGCAUCUUGGCGCGACAUUAAUGAACUCGCCUGUUUGUGCUCCCCCGGCCCCUCUCUCCUCCCACCGCCCGGGGGGCACCAUAUAUAUCCAUCCCUCCUCACCCGCCUCGGGCAUUUUGGUGGCUCCCCCUUCUGCCCCCCUUUGUCUGCACGGGGAUGGAGCAAGGAGGCAAGAGGAUGCGGGGUGCAAUUCUCGGGGUCCGCCUGGUCCCCCCCGUGCUGCUGCCGAUGCUGUCACUGCUGCAGCUAGUGGGGGGGGCCCCCCUGGCCCAGGGGCUGUACCCCAUGCCAGCCGGUGUCCUGCAAGCCCUGUCAAGCCGGGGGACGCUGGUGCUGGAAGCGGCUCUGAGGAGUGCAUUGCUGGCAUUGGAACAGGCAAUGGCCGAGCAGCAGCAGCAGCGGGGUGCCUGCGGGCUCUGUCCUCCCUGCCUCUUCCCCCCCUGUGCCAACCUCACCCGCCGCUGUUCACUGCCAGCUGUGCCCCCCACCGUGCCCCCCAGCUGCCAGGCCCUGCUGGAUGCCCAGGCACUCCCCGAGCUGCCCCAGCGCAACUGGGCAUUGAGCCAGGCCUGUGCCCCCUACCAGCGCCUGUGCCCACCCAAGCGGGCCCCACAUGCCUGUGCUCAGCUCAGCACCCGUCUCUGCCACUACCGCCUCCAGGAGUGCCGGAUGGCAGCCUCAGGCCCUGACGCACAAGAAGAGGUGGCGAUGCCAGGGAGCUGCGGGCACCGUGGGGUCCCCCAGGCCAACAUGACUGCCCCCCGAGGACGGAUCAUGGGUGGCAGCGUGGCCCUCCUGGGAUCCUGGCCCUGGCUGGUGUCGGUGCGGCUCCAUGGGGAGCUGAUGUGUGGAGGGGUGCUUGUGGGGCUCUCCUGGGUCCUCACUGCAGCCCACUGCUUUGCUGGGAACCAGAACGAGCUGGCAUGGACAGUGGUGGUAGGUGAUCAUGAGCUGGGCAAGCACAGAACAGGCGAGCAAGUGGUGUCUGUGCGGCGCAUCCUGCCUCACCCCAAGUUUAAUCCCAAGACGUUUCAUGGGGACCUGGCACUGCUGGAGCUGGCUGUGCCACUGGCCCCAUCGCCCACUGUCAGCCCCGUGUGCCUUCCCAGCAGCCCCGCAGAGCCCAGCCCCGGCACUGCCUGCUACAUUGCGGGCUGGGGCUCCCUCUAUGAAGAGGGGCCAGCAGCCAACGUGGUGAUGGAGGCACAGGUGCCCCUGCUCAGUCAGGAGACGUGCCGGAGUGCUCUGGGAAAGGACCUGAUUACCAACACCAUGUUCUGUGCUGGGUACUUGUCCGGGGGCAUUGAUACCUGCCAGGGUGACUCAGGGGGCCCGCUGGCAUGCCAGGACCCCUCCUCGCACCGCUUUGUCCUCUAUGGUAUCACAUCAUGGGGUGACGGCUGCGGUGAGCGGGGCAAACCGGGUGUCUACACCCGCGUCACUGCCUUCACAGACUGGCUCAGACUCCAGAUGGACCCUGCCCCUGGCAGCCGGGAACCGAGCUGCUUUGACCUGCUGGCAGUGUCCCAGCUGCCCCCUGAGCAGCAGCCACCUGAGCGGGCUCGCCUCUGCACCUUCUACACCGGGUCCUGCCGGGCCCCACAAGGCCACGCUGCCUGCGCCCGGCUGGCCGAGGAGACCUGCCGCGCCAGGACCAGACGAUGUGAGCUGCACUCCUAUGCCCAGACCUUGGUGGAUCUCCUGCGCAGGGCUGGGGACUUCAUCCGGAACCAGCUGGAUUUCUCCUUCCUCACCCAUGCUCUGCCACAGCUCCUGGGCAAGAUCUAUGGGCAUCUCUUCCCCCACCGUGGCCGCAGGGAUGCCCCAGGCCCAGUGGUGGCAGAGGGCCAGCCAAGCCCCAUGGCAGAGGGACCCCGGAGACACCCCACCAGACAGGGAGCUGGGCUGCCGCCCCCCUUUGCAGGGCUCUUUGGUGCUGUGGGACCCCGGCUGCAGGACUGGGUGGAGGUGCUGAGGGCCAUGGAGGGGGGAAGAUCCCUGGCACCUAUCCCAGAUGCAGGGCAGCUCCCCAGGGAGACAUGGCUCUUCCUGCAGCAAGGCAAGGAGGAGGUGGAGGAGCUGGUGGGACAGGGACGAGCCUUCCUUGCCCAGCUGCGGGCAGAACUGGACCUUGGCUCCUCCCUUGGAGCCAUGGAGCUGCAGCAAGCACCUGGAGAGCUGGCAGGGACCUCCACACCAAGCUGUGAGCCCCGGUCUGCACCGAGGGAGAAACGUGAGCUGGUGCCCCUGGAGCUGCCAGGGGUGGUGGAGGAGGAGGAGGCGGCAGGUGUGGGCAGAGCCUGCCCCGGCCUCAAUGAGUCAGCAGUGCGGGUGGGUGCUGUGCGGGAUCUGUACGCCUGGGUGCUGCGGGUGCCUGAGCCAGACCUGGCCAUGACUUUCCAGGAGAUCCUGGUGGACUUGGGCUCCAAGAAUGCCAAGGGACUGUACCGGGCACAGGUUCGGGCCACAGUGGGGGGUCGCCCCACAGCAUUCACUGGCCUUGUGGGGCUGGAAAGUGACUCGCUAGCCCGCAGCAUGCCUGGCCUCGUUGCUCUGGCACUUGAGGCGCUGAAAACCUAAUGGUGCCCCUAGUGCACUGUGCCAGUGUGGGGACAGGGUGCUGGGGCAGGGGUCUUCAAUGUCCUUCAAACACAGCCCACUCUCCAGCUCAGGCUCUUCCACCCUUUUUUCCCACAUUGUGCCUCAGUUUCCCUCUUCCCACCAGCACUGCCAGACCUACCCAGGGCCAUGGGGCACCAAGGGGCACCUGGAACAUCUCAGCUGGGGGUCAUGGCCCUCAUCUCCCCUGGGACUCUCAUCUUGGAAAACCCAUCCCCAUUUUCCCCCAUAGGCACCUGAGCUGUUAUUUAUUUGUACAGAGAAAGGUUUAUUUUUCAAUAAAGAAGGGCUCUAUUUUCCAGUA